CUCCGCUGCCCAUGGGCGCCACCGGCUCCACCGCGCUCGCCCGCCUGGGCCUCCCCGAGCCCGGCCGCGCCCGCUGGCUGGGGGUGGCCGCGCUGGGGGUGGCCGCGGUGACCCUGGGGGCCGUGGCCUGGCGCCGCGCGCGCUCCCGGCGGCGCCGGCGGCUGCAGCAGGUGGGCACCGUGGCGCAGCUCAGCAUCUACCCGCUCAAGUCGUGCAAGGGGGUGCGGGUGAGCGAGGCCGAGUGCACGCCCCUGGGGCUGCGCAGCGGCCACCUGCGGGACAGGUUUUGGCUGGUCAUCAACGAGAAGGGGAACAUGGUGACAGCAAGACAGGAGCCCCGGUUGGUGCUCAUUUCCCUGACCUGUGACGGGGACACACUGACCCUCAGCGCCGCCUACACUGCGGACCUGCGCCUGCCCGCCAAGACGCCCAGCACCAAUGCCCUGCGUGCCUGCAGAGUGCACGGCCUGGAGAUCUAUGGCCGGGAUUGUGGGGACGCGGCCGCCCAGUGGAUCACCAGCUUCCUGGACACGCAGCCCUACCGCCUGGUGCAUUUCGAGCCUCACAUGCUCCCGAGAAACUGUCAGAAGAUGGAGAACAUGUUCCAGCCAGAAGACCAGGUGGCCUACUCGGACGCCAGCCCCUACAUGAUCCUGUCCGAGGCGUCCUUGGCGGAUCUGAAUGCCAGGUUGGACAAGAAAGUGAAGGCCGCCAACUUCAGGCCCAACAUCAUCGUCUCGGGCUGCGGGGUGUUCGCGGAGGACUCCUGGGACCGGCUUCUCAUUGGGGACGUGGAGCUGAGGAGGGUGAUGGCCUGUUCCAGGUGCAUCCUGACCACCGUGGAUCCGGACACCGGGGUCAUGAGCAGGAAGGAGCCCCUGGAGACCCUGAAGAGUUACCGCCUGUGUGAUCCUUCUGAGCAAAAACUAUAUGGAAAAUCACCUCUCUUCGGCCAGUAUUUUGUUCUGGAAAACCCAGGAACAAUCAGCGUGGGAGACCCUGUGUACCUGCUGGGCGAAUAAUAAGAAUCUUCUGUCCUGGAAUAGACUUGCUGUCUUAAAAAAAAAAGUGCCAACAUUUAAAGCACAGUGUUGGGGGAAGGAGAGGGGAACUGACACUUCUGCCUUUUCUUUAGAUCUGUAUUUUCUACAUUUUUGCUUU
Molecule: messenger RNA, 1161 nt
Organism: Sorex fumeus (smoky shrew)
Lineage: Eukaryota; Metazoa; Chordata; Mammalia; Eulipotyphla; Soricidae
Gene: MTARC1
Product: mitochondrial amidoxime reducing component 1
Exons: 7
Coding region: 12-1022 (336 amino acids)
Biological process (GO): nitrate metabolic process
Cellular component (GO): mitochondrial inner membrane
Molecular function (GO): molybdenum ion binding; molybdopterin cofactor binding; nitrate reductase activity
Source: RefSeq, a predicted model, not a curated record